This is a messenger RNA of Telopea speciosissima, 1410 nucleotides long. Its product is annotated as protein GRAVITROPIC IN THE LIGHT 1-like. The record is from RefSeq and is a predicted model, not a curated record. NCBI's taxonomy places the organism in Eukaryota, Viridiplantae, Streptophyta, Magnoliopsida, Proteales, Proteaceae. The transcript is spliced from 2 exons. Bases 37 to 1410 code for a protein of 457 amino acids. Gene Ontology annotation, biological process: negative gravitropism; response to red or far red light.
CUGAAACAAAGAGGUCAAAGUGAAGAAAAAAAGGGAAUGGCAAACAAAGUAUGUAACUUGACUGAUUUGGUUCAACGAGUCACGGCUUCUUGCUUGCUGCAUCCACUUGCACGUGAACAUGAACCAGAAAGUAACUCAGAAAACCAGGCUGAAGAUGAAGAAGACGAAGUUGAAUCAUAUAGCCAAGCAAAUGAAGAUGAAGAAGGGUUCACAGUUUUAGGAGAGAAUAAAAAGGAAGUAACUUUGAAGAGGAUGAUGGAGAUGGAGGCAUUAAUGGGAGAGGUCGUUGAUGCUGUGUCGGCUAUGAAGAAGGCAUAUGUUAACUUACAGGAUGCACACUGUCCUUGGGAUCCAGAGAAGAUGAGGAUGGCUGAUGUUGCAGUGGUGGCAGAGUUGAGGAGGCUUGGGAAUAUGAGGGAGAGGUUCCAGAGGAGAGUACAAAGAACUGGAAGAGGAGGACUUCUAGUGCCACCGAGGGAGGCAGUGGCGCCUUAUGAAGCAGCAGUAGAUGAGCUUAAGAGAGAAGUAAAAUCCAAGGAAGUGGAGAUAGAAAGCUUGAAGGAGAAGCUCAGAAACAUCACAACUGGUGGGAAGAAAGGGAGGUUUCAAUCUAAGAAGAAAAUCAGCAACAGUAAAGGUCAAGCUACCUCUGGACCUGCCCCUGGAUCUGAAUUGUUUCAAACAAUAAUGAGCCAGGUGAGGGAGAACUCGAAGUCCUUUGCAGCUCUCCUUCUCUCCCUCAUGCGAUCUGCUCACUGGGACAUCACUGCGGCUGUUCGAUCCAUUGAAGCUUCCACUACCACCACUACCAAUGACAAGAUCACAUUUAAAGUUGAAGCACAUCAUGCCAAGUAUGCCCUUGAGUCCUAUGUGUGCCAGAAGAUGUUCCAGGGGUUUGACCAUGAGACUUUCUACAUGGAUGGCAGUCUUUCCUCGCUUCUACAGCCUGACCAGUACCGGAAAGACUGCUUUACUCAGUUCCAAGAUAUGCAGACUAUGGACCCAGUCAAACUCCUUGGCAUUUUACCAACCUGCCACUUUGGGAAAUUCUGCUCCAUGAAGUACCUGUCCAUUGUUCACCCCAAGAUGGAAGAAUCUUUAUUUGGAAACUUGGAGCAGCGCAAUCUGAUUUUGGCUGGAAACCACCCUAGGACUCAGUUUUACAAAGAGUUCUUGGGUCUGGCAAAGGCCGUCUGGCUUCUUCACUUGCUGGCUUUUACACUUGAGACAGCACCUUGCCAUUUCCAGGCAAGCAAAGGAACUGAUUUCCAUCCACAGUUUAUGGAAAGUGUAAUCAGAUUUUCUGGUGGGCGGGUGCCGGUGGGUCAGAUUGUUGCAUUUCCUGUUAGUCCUGGGUUUAAGCUUCGCAAUGGUUCAGUUAUUAAGGCUCGGGUUUAUCUCAUGUCUUGA